GUAGGUAAAAAGUAAUAAUAAAAUAAAGAAUAGUAGUGAGAGUACCUCAAGUACUCUCACUUGCCAAACACACAGACUACUCAUGGCGAGAAAUAGCAUAGUUUCCAGUACUAGAGCUGUGAAGAUAACUUUCUUGGUGCUUUCUUUUUAUAUGAAGUACCUAAGUAGUAUGUAUGAGGAAAGAAAAGCAAAAGGAAGUGAAAAGAUAGGGCUGCUGUGAUAUUGCCCAAAGAUUAUUUAUUGUGGGUGUCGGCUAGAUCAAAGUUAAUUUAUUUUCUCCAUUUUGUAAGAAGUUGACCUAAGUAAAUAUAAAGACAGUGUUUGCAAAAGCAGACUAUGGAGGUGAAGGAGGGCAUGCCAUGAUCUAGUAUGAGGUAUAUUUAUCAUCCUAGUUGGCUUAAUCGAUAGAUGGGUCAAGUUGUACAAAUGCUGCUUGCUUUGAGAUUGAAAUUGACUGAGCAAACAUAAAUGCUUUUGGUUUUAGAGUUAUAGUCGUCGUAGAGUUUCCCAUGCAUUACUAGAUUCUCACUUGUCUUGCUGGGUGUCUUUCUUUUGUGCUUCAUGUCUUGGAUAGCUUUUCAGCAAAAAAGCCUCCCACUCUAUGUUUCCACUUCUAGUACUUUCUUUAAAGAUGUCGAGUGGAUUUUUGAGAUUAGAUGAUUGUGCAACAAAAACGCACCCCUGUCAAUUCUUCCAAAUUAUCGAUGAACAAUUUGUCGUUGCAUUCUUCCUGCGUAAAAAAUAAAUUUACUAAUGGAGCUGGUUUCAAUUAAAUUUUCCAUCUUUUCAAAUCCAUUUGUUAUUGAAACUGGGAAGAAGCCCAUAUACCAACUGGCCUUUACAACUGCUUUCUGACUCCUAUGGAACUCUGAUCCAGGAAGUCCUUGAUCCCUUUGAAAUUAGAAUUCCCUUGCUUCACCUCUUUCACUAUGUGGCAAUUCCCGAUUGUGGGAGGAGACAACGAAGAUGACAACUGACAAUUAUGUUUUAGAUAACAAUUGAUGUGGAUGGACGUAGUUUGAUUUACCCUUUUCUUGAUAUAAAUAAAUUUGUAGAACACAAGCCUUCACAGAUGAGAGGAAGCUAGUAUGUAAAGAUGCUAACUUAAUUUUUUUUAUUGUGUUGACCUUAUUUUGAUUGACGUGGCUGAUAAUUUUUCGAGCUUGCACAUAAAUUGGUGCUUCUAGGGAUCUCUUCCUCCCUCCCCCCUGGAUCUCUUCCUCCCCCCCCCCCCCCUCUCUCUCUCUCUCUCUCUCUCUCUCCCCUCUACACUAAUACAUAAGGCAUUCUUGUUUUUUUCUAGUUUUUGAACUUUUACUUUUUACCAAUUUAAUUGAAUCAGAAUGUCUGAAGAAUUAGAUGCAAGUCCAUGGAGCCUUGAUAACAAUGACCAGUCGACUAAACGCUUAUGACUUUCUUAUUUUCAUUUUCUUCUUGUUGUUGUUUCAUCCUAUCCUAAUUGUUUAAUCCGGUUUGCUUCUGGUUAACCGAAAACAAAGAAAAAGCUUUUUAUUGGCAACGUGCUUGCUGGGAAACAUCUUGAUCAGGCAGCCUCUUGGUUCGUGGAAUAUGGAACAGGAAAAAAAGGAGGAAGCAGAGACUCCUGCAGAGACUCCUACUGAACCAGAAUCCAACAUGAAGGAAGAAGAAGAUAACAAAAACGAAUCAGACUCUCCUGUCGAGGCACCUAUGAACCAGAUUAUAAAAAGAAGGAAACAGAGGUAUCUACUGGACCAGAGUCGUCAAAAAAGAAAAUCCCGAAAUCAUUAAAGGCUGAAUCAAAAAUAGCAAAGAAACCUCUUGGUAGUAAAUUUUUAAACUCCAGAAAAGAUAAAGGUGGUCCAAUGGCUCAGUGGAAACAAAUAAAAGAAUAAUAAGCGUGUAUUGAAGUAACAUAGAAAGCAACAAUGGUGGAGGAGAGGUUAAAAAGCUGAAUUCUAGAGAAGAAGGCAAUGAAAAGAAUGUCAAUGAUGAAGAGCAUAAGGAGAAAGCCAUCAGCCUGAAAAUAACCAAGAGAAGAAGAUCAUUGAGUUGGAAAAGCACAAACAAAAAGAGAGAAACGAAGGAAGGCAUCGUAUGUCAGACGGUGGUACUGAGAGUCAAAAGAACAAAGAAAAACAUGAUGGUGCUUAGAAGAGCCAACAUGAUGAGAAGAAUAAAGAAAAACUUGGCAGUUUGAUAUUCAUGUGCAAUGCAAAGACCAAGCCAGAUUGUUUUCGCUAUCGUGUAAUGGGUGUUACCACUAGUAAAAAGGAUGUCGUGAUGGGUAUCAAACCUGGGAUUAAACUUUUUCUCUAUGAUUUUGAUUUGAAGCUUCUUUAUGGGAUUUAUAAGGUGGCCUCUUCUGGUGGCAUGAAACUUGAGCCAAGAGCUUUCGGUGGGGCAUUCCCUCUUCAUGUCAGAUUUUCUUGGAGCGUGCGGUUCACUAUUGAGAAAGAUUCUCUUCCACUACUUGAGGAUGUUUUUAAGAAGGCAACCAAGGAAAAUUAUAAUGAAAAGCACAAAUUCAAAACAGAACUUACUGUUAAGCAAGCUAGGAAUCUUGUAAAGCUUUUUCGACCGGCUGAAGUUCAUUCAACUGUGUUGCCUGUCUGCUCUCCUCAAUUUGCUAGAGUUGGUGACAGUAAAGUUCAUGAAAUAGUAAGAGAAGUGUGGCCCCGUUAUCACAAGGAAACACUUGCUAGGGAUCCUUAUACGGAUGGUGAUUCUAGUAGAUUUCAGUUGCCAUCUUAUGAAGGUAUCAUCAGCGUCUUGUAUACAGAGACAUGGCAACUAUACCAAGAGAGGAGACUCCUCGGGACUUUUAGCCGGCUGGAAAGGACUAUCGAGCUUAUGGUCCUCAGGGAGAGCACCUUCUAAGACAGCCUAACCAUUUACAUAUAAAUGCUGUCUCCACACAGAGAGAGACCGUUCAUGCUGAUUCUCUCUACUUGAAUGAGAGAGUGUACCAUCUUAUGGUCUUGGUGCUAGAUGUGAAACACAAUCCACUGUACCUUUUGCAACUGCAACAUCAGCUACUGCUUCAGGCCUGUAUACAAAGGAUCCAUACCAUGGUUAUCAUUAUGGUGCUUCAUCAGGUUCUUAUCCUAUUGGUGGAACGCACCCAAUUGAGAGUGCCAAUUUACGCAGGACAGAAACUGAUCGAGUGGGUAGUUUAUACUCCACAUAUGCUACUGAUGCUUUACUGCACAAAGACAAGAUAGAUCAUUAUCAGGCUACCCAGCUUGAAGCGGUGCCUGUGCCAGUUUCGUCUCGGUACUCUUUUGCUAGUCUAUAAUUCCUACACCGCUGACUGAAUGAACACAUGUAUCCACUUGUAUUUGGACUUCUGUUUAUUGGCACCUGAUGUGCAGCACAUGAGCAUUCUUCAGUUGCAUAUUGUAUGUACGAGGGAACAGAUUUGGCUCCAAAUUUGUACGGAACUGAGUGUAAGAAUUAAUUUGGUAAUUCUUUCAAUUAAUUGGAAAUUAUUUUUGUUGUUCCA
Juglans regia (Persian walnut) is the source of this 3484-nucleotide messenger RNA. RefSeq lists its product as uncharacterized. The coding region runs from base 2185 to 2859 and encodes 224 amino acids. The transcript is spliced from 3 exons. The record is from RefSeq and is a predicted model, not a curated record. NCBI's taxonomy places the organism in Eukaryota, Viridiplantae, Streptophyta, Magnoliopsida, Fagales, Juglandaceae.